AUGAGUGCGCUUCGGUACGCACCGUACUACGGCUUGCAGCAGAGCACUGCACCAUCACCUCCAUUGGGAUCCGCCAAUGUUGGAUUUGAUUAUGUGAUGGCGAUGCAUUGGAGCCAUCUAAGGCCACCUCCGGGCCACGACUCCUAUCCUGUAACCCCAGAGUCAUUCGUGACAGCCUCUCCCCCUCCUAACAUCAUAGUGCCCCUAUCACUCUUCCCAAUCAAUACCGAGCAACACCCGGAGACCUGGGAAUGGGCGGCGCAGGCGACGAGUUCGCCACUGCUCCCACCCCCGACCAUUCGCGAACCGAGCCCCUCUCCAUUAUUGCUGACUGUACCUCUCACUACGCCGGAGACUCGCCAACCAUCCCGCAAGGCUCACGUCGUUCCGCCGGACUUUCUCCACAAUUGUUUCCCCUUGGAUUCUGAAGCACAUGCUCAGAAGCGAAAGGCGCUUGCGGACGUGAUGACCGCCGACUGGAAAAAAGAAAACCGAAUGGAGCCUCAUGAAAGCCUCCUCCUCGACUUUAUGCGGCUGGACAGUCAACGAAACCGCUGGACGUGCAUCUUUUACGCUGGAGGUAGUCCAUGCGGGAGCUCAUACAAAAAAAAGGAUCAGGCCAAGGGUCACAUCCGUUUCCAUCUACAACAUUUCCCCUAUGCCUGUCUAGACGCGGGCCCGUGUCCCAUCAAAGGCAAGCAGUGUCGCAAGCGUUAUUGCGCAGCCGAACCGAGACAAAAGCACCGCUCAGUCAAGACCAAGUGCUCGCACUGCGGUAAACCCAUGCUACGGGGUAAUGUCAAACGACACCGAGAAACUGCCUGCACCCAGCAGGUGACCAACGGAAGCUCGCCCGAAUACUCUUCCUCGUCCUCACCACCUCACGAGUAG
Messenger RNA from Serendipita indica DSM 11827, 891 nucleotides. The record is from the annotation of a GenBank genome assembly. Lineage: Eukaryota; Fungi; Basidiomycota; Agaricomycetes; Sebacinales; Serendipitaceae.